Sphenostylis stenocarpa is the source of this 543-nucleotide messenger RNA. NCBI's taxonomy places the organism in Eukaryota, Viridiplantae, Streptophyta, Magnoliopsida, Fabales, Fabaceae. The record is from the annotation of a GenBank genome assembly.
AUGGGUUGGUGGAAAGAAGAGCAUUUUAAUGCAUCGGAUGCUGACGGAGAUGGUGUUCUAAACUUGACUGAAUUCAAUGACUUUCUGCACCCGGCUGACAGCAAAAACCCUAAGCUUCAUCAGUGGUUGUGCAUGGAGGAAGUCAGGGAAAGAGAUACUGAUAGAGAUGGAAAGGUCAACUUUAAAGAAUUUUUCCAUGGGUUGUUUGAUCUGGUAAGAAACUACGAUGAAGAAGGUCAUAGUCAGACACAUGAUUCUAAUAAUUCAAUGGAUGCUCCAGCUAGAGUGUUGUUUUCUCAGCUUGACAAGGAUGGGGACGGAUACUUGUCAGAUGUUGAACUACUGCCCAUAAUUGAGAAACUCCAUCCAUCUGAGCAUUAUUAUGCAAAGCAACAAGCCGAUUAUAUCAUUUCACAGGCAGAUGAGGACAAGGAUGGCCGUCUUACCUUGACUGAGAUGAUUGAGAAUCCAUAUGUAUUUUAUAGUGCUAUUUUCAACGAUGAUGAAGAUGAUGAUGGUGAUUACCACGAUGAGUUCCGUUAA